Molecule: messenger RNA, 702 nt
Organism: Dibothriocephalus latus
Lineage: Eukaryota; Metazoa; Platyhelminthes; Cestoda; Diphyllobothriidea; Diphyllobothriidae
Source: the annotation of a GenBank genome assembly
CUGAUUGUCUUUUUUUUAAUUAAGGGACCCAAAUGCUCUGGGCGUGGUGUGUGCGACUGCGGCCAGUGCUUCUGCAACAGUGGAUUCACCGGUCAACUCUGCAACGAAAUUCAAGGUGGCGAGUCCGCGCUCUGUACAGACCCCAACGUGGAGAAGUGCGUCCUCUGCCUGCGUCGUGAAGUCCUCGGCGAGGACGAGGCGAAGAUUGACCAGACCGAGCCGAAUGAGGGUGAAAUGCCCAUGACCAUUCCACCCAAGGCUGCCGAGGCUUGUCAGGAGUCCUGCAAUACAACCGUCAUUGAUACACAGCGCGUACAGAUCAUUGAGGAGGCCAACCAGAAGGAUGGAUCAAAUUUGUGCAUCAUCUACACCGAAAAUUCCUGUCGUGUCAUGUUCACCUAUCGUUACUCUGAUGCCAUCUACGCCAAGCGCAAGGUUGACCUCAAAAUCGUUCGCAAGAGCGAGUGCACCAAGACCACCAACAUCCUCUUCAUCGUCCUGGGUGUAAUCGCGGCCAUCGUACUCGGCGGCCUGCUCUUGCUGCUAAUCUACAAACUUGUCAUUACCAUCGACGAUCGUCGUGAGCUAGCCAAGUUCAAGAUGCACAACGAUAAUGUCCACUGGGAAAUGGCAGAGAAUCCAAUCUUUGAGCCACCGACCACCCGUGUGAUGAACCCCACCUACGAUGAUGGCUACAAUUAG